AUGGACUCAACAAUAGACCCACGGUGUACACAUGCACGCGCCAUCACAACAGGCGCGGCGAAAGCCAACCGUGCAGUCCUCAACAACCUCAUCACUCUCUACUCCAAAUCCAAUCUCCCUUCACACGCCGUCCGUGUUUUCCAGUCAAUCCCAUCACCCAAUGUCGUUUCAUUUACAGCGCUUCUCACAUCCGCAUUCUCCAACUCCCCACUCUCCGCCUUUCGUCAUUUUAUUUCCAUGAUCCGCCGUCAAAUCCUCCCCAAUGGCCAUACUUUAACCUCCCUUCUCAAAACUUGCGCCUCUCUUCCUGCUCUCACCUUCGGGCUACAACUCCAUUCCCUUGCUAUCAAAUUGGGUUUCUCUUCAGAGCCGUUUACGGCGUCAGCUCUUGUGUCGUUGUACUUUAAAACUGGGUUGUCAGGUAAUGCGAAAAGGGUGUUCGAUGAAAUGUCUGUUAGAGAUGAGGUUUGUUUCUCGUCCGUUAUUGUUGGGCUUGCUCGGAACUCUAAGCCUAUGGAUGCUUUGUCGUGUUUUGUUGAAAUGAGGAGAAGUGGUGUGGCAUCUACUAUGGUUAGUGUUUCUGGUGCUCUGCGGGCAGCAUCUGAUGUGGCUAUGCUUGAGCAAUGUAGGAUUAUUCAUGGACACGCGAUGGUAACGGGGCUUAAUUUGAAUGUUAUUGUAGGCAGUGCAUUGAUUGAUGGGUAUGGGAAAUGUGGGCUUUUGGGGAACGCUCGUGGAGUGUUUGAUGAGCUAGAAAUGGAACUCAAUAUUGUCGGGUGGAACGCAAUGAUGGCAGGGCAUGCUCAACAAGGUGAACAUGGCAAUGUCAUAGAACUUUUCACUUUGAUGGAAGAACGAGGAAUGGUGCCGGAUGAGUACAGUUUCUUAGCUAUCUUGACAGCAUUUUACAAUGCAGGUUUAGUUGAAGAGACUGAGAUAUGGUUCAGGAGGAUGACGGAAGAGUAUAGCUUGGAGCCAUGUCUCGAGCACUAUACGUGUUUGGUAGGUGCAUUGGGGAAAGCAGGGCGUCUGGAGGAGGCAGAGCGGAUUGCUUUAUCAAUGCCUUUUAAGCCGGAUGCAGCUUUAUGGCGAGUAUUAUUGUCUAAAUGUGCCUAUCACGUGAAUAUGGAUAUUGCGUGGAGGAUGAGUGAUAGGUUGUUGCACAUUAACCCAAUGGAUGAUUCGGCUUAUGUGAUUUUGGCAAAUGCAUAUGCGAGUGCAGGGAGGUGGGAUGAGGUGAGGGAGGUGUGGAAGAGAAUGAAGGAUAAGAAAGUGAGGAAGGAAGGUGGGAAGAGUUGGAUUGAAACGCAGGGAGAGGUUCAUGUGUUUUUAGCGGGUGAUAGGAGACACGAGAGGGCUGAUGAGAUUUAUGCUAAGUUAGCAGACUUAAUGGAAGAGAUUGAGAAAUUGGGUUAUGUGCCCGUAUGGGCUGAAAUGUUGCAUGAAGUAGAAGAGAAGGAAAAGAAGAAAGCACUUUGGUAUCACAGUGAGAAGUUGGCAUUGGCAUUUGGGUUGUUGAAUGGGACAGCACCACCUGGGAAAGCUUUGCGGAUUGUGAAGAAUUUGAGAAUUUGCAGGGAUUGUCACGAGGCAUUUAAGUAUAUUAGUAGACUUAUUGAGAGAGAGAUUAUAGUGCGGGAUGUUAACAGAUACCACAGGUUCUUGAAUGGAAGCUGCAAUUGUGGAGAUCAAUG
Molecule: messenger RNA, 1694 nt
Organism: Nicotiana tabacum (common tobacco)
Lineage: Eukaryota; Viridiplantae; Streptophyta; Magnoliopsida; Solanales; Solanaceae
Product: putative pentatricopeptide repeat-containing protein At5g52630
Biological process (GO): RNA modification
Molecular function (GO): RNA binding; protein binding; zinc ion binding
Source: RefSeq, a predicted model, not a curated record